Erigeron canadensis is the source of this 1260-nucleotide messenger RNA. Its product is annotated as protein ABHD11. Lineage: Eukaryota; Viridiplantae; Streptophyta; Magnoliopsida; Asterales; Asteraceae. Bases 86 to 1099 code for a protein of 337 amino acids. The transcript is spliced from 5 exons. The record is from RefSeq and is a predicted model, not a curated record.
GCUGAGUUUGUUGUAACUCGUAACAUCAAACAAAACAUAUCCUCUGUUUAAUUACCAAACCAAAAGACCACACCUUGCGUGAACAAUGGCGACGAGAAUCCUCAUCAACAAAUCACCCGGAUUCAGAUUUUGUACCAGAUUUCUCAACUCACUAAUUUACCCAUAUUCUACUACUACAAGUAGUCAUCGAUCAAUUGAAACCACCAUAGCAUUCGAAGAAGUCCGAUCACCCAACCCCGAACCCGAACCCGAUCAUACCGCUUUUAUUCUUCAUGGCUUAAUGGGUUCCGCCAGAAACUGGAGAUCUUUUUCUCGCAAUUUGGCUUCUUCUCUCUCUACCUCCUCUCCCUCUUCAGAUUGGAAGAUGGUUCUAUUGGAUUUGAGGAACCAUGGACAAUCGGCUGGCCUACCUGAAUUACAACCACCUCAUGACAUGAUCAAUGCUGCCAAUGAUGUCGCUAAUCUAGUAAAGUCUCAUGGUUGGAAUUGGCCUGAUGUUGUUUUAGGCCACUCCAUGGGCGGUAAGGUUGCCUUACAGUAUGUCAUGAGCUGUGCCCGUGGUGACUAUGGUACUUCAGCUAAGCUGCCCAAACAGUUGUGGGUACUGGAUUCUGUGCCUGGGAUAGUAAAUCCGGAAGAAACUAGCGGGGAGGUGGAGAAAGUUCUGGAAACUUUGCAGAGCCUACCAAAAGAAAUCCCAUCACGAAAGUGGCUGGUGGAUCACUUGACCAAUCUAGGAUUUACAAAAUCAUUGUCUGAAUGGAUAGGUACCAAUCUCAAAACAUCUGGAGAACACCAGACAUGGGCUUUUAAUCUCGAGGGAAUUUUUGAGAUGUUUGAUUCCUACAGGAAGAUGGAUUAUUGGCCGCUCCUAGAACACCCACCCAAGGGAAUGGAGAUAGUCAUUGUGCGUGCGGAAAACAGCGACAGGUGGGACCCACAUAUAAUUCAAAAGCUAAGCCUUGCCAGCCGAAGAGCAGAUAAAUCUGAGGGUAAGCUUUCGGUCGUGGUACUUCCAGAAUCUGGGCAUUGGGUUCAUGUGGACAACCCAAAGGGACUUCUGGAGAUUGUGACACCCAAAAUGGCAUCCAUUAGUUAACCCAGAUGGCUUCUAUUUAUUUAUUUAUUUUAUGAACAUUCAACUAUCAAUAGGUUGUUAGAUUCCGCUUUUGACAUAUAUAUUAAGCCUGUGUGUUCCAUUUUGAAAAUCAAAUAAUUCUAACGAGCAAUAACAAUUGCAGUGGUGGUUUCAAUUUUAUA